Molecule: messenger RNA, 507 nt
Organism: Puccinia graminis f. sp. tritici CRL 75-36-700-3
Lineage: Eukaryota; Fungi; Basidiomycota; Pucciniomycetes; Pucciniales; Pucciniaceae
Exons: 2
Coding region: 109-507 (132 amino acids)
Source: RefSeq, a predicted model, not a curated record
GCUGGUUGUUUGUUUUGGGGUAUCUUUCGCACCAGCUCUACUCCGGCCAAUUAGCUCAAGAGAAAAAUUGAUCACAUUGUUUCUCUGGCAUUAAAGCAUCACGAAAAGAUGAAAAGAUCACCAAUUUGGAUUCUGGCACUGCUCCUGAUGCUCGAGGCAAUCUGCAAAACUUCUGCGGCUGGUGAGGUCCACGAGAUCACCAGUUGGGUUUCCAAAGAAAACAACGCCAUCGACUGGUCUACGAUGAAGUUUCUAAGAGAUUUUCAGCCAAGCCAUGAUAUUGAAGAUCACUACGUCUGUCAUGUCGGCUGUUUGCACCUCUCACUUUCCAGAGUCGCCGGAAGCAAGAUCAAACUGGUCAAUAAGGGCGACACAUCCUUCCAAUACGCGGUGCAAGACAUGCUUACCAAGCGUUGGAUCUGGGAAGAGACCAUCGCCCCGGAUGAUGUCCACAUCUUUGCAACAACUCAUGUCCAAUUUUAUCUCAUCAAUCAUCCUUACUAUUAA